CCAUCCUGUAAAGUAUUUUUUUGCAUGUGUGGCUCAGAGCAAGGUUUGCCGCCUGCGUUUCCUUUUCAAUAGAAGGCAGGCGAACAAGGUACCUUGAUUGCUCUGCACCAACUAUUCGAUCUUACCCUGUAAACGGCCAUGCGUCCACAAAGAUGCCUUCAGUUGAAGGAAAUGUUCUGGACGAUAUUCAUGGUUGCACAAUGUCUGGGUGCGCUGGCUGACAACAACAAAGUUUUGAAAGUCCCCUACGAAGAUGACCCUGCGCACUACGAUGAACAACAUAUUCGUGAUGUGGUCAAGAUCAACGGCAGAAUUUGGGUUAAGAGUCGUAGUUACAACAUAAUGACCAAAAGACGCUGCUACUCAAUAGAGAGACAAUACGAAUAUGGCUAUCGAGAGUGGGUGUACACAUUUCGUUACAGAGAUCCGUACCGGCCAGACGUACUCACGGCGUUCAAUGCGACCUUACGUAUACGGAGAACUGGUAACCACUCAGUGGAAAAUGCAGCAGUCUACACGUUUAAUAAAGGAUAUCCCGGAUUUACCCACAAGCUUAUGAGCUAUGCGCUUUACUACGGUUGUAUGAUCCUAGUCAUACGUCUUAAGGAUGGCAGGAGAGCUUGUGAACUGUUGCAAACGGACAAAACUGUGGGCACAGGUGUCCCAAGGGUCUGCAAGAGUCUUUACGACCGUGAAUGCUGGGGGGAUAAGACACGACUUUAUAUGGCACUCUGCAAAAAACUGCCAGAUUAUAUCAUACCCCGAUAAUUACUUUUUUAUGCGAACAUUCUUAUAUGAGCCAUUCGGCGAAAAAAAGAACAGUCGCAGAUAAAAUCUGAUUAUGUAUUUUGUAAA
Molecule: messenger RNA, 855 nt
Organism: Dermacentor albipictus
Lineage: Eukaryota; Metazoa; Arthropoda; Arachnida; Ixodida; Ixodidae
Source: RefSeq, a predicted model, not a curated record